Messenger RNA from Sporisorium graminicola, 2388 nucleotides. RefSeq lists its product as uncharacterized. The record is from RefSeq and is a predicted model, not a curated record. Bases 1 to 2388 code for a protein of 795 amino acids. Gene Ontology annotation, molecular function: protein binding. NCBI's taxonomy places the organism in Eukaryota, Fungi, Basidiomycota, Ustilaginomycetes, Ustilaginales, Ustilaginaceae. The transcript has a single exon.
AUGUCGGGACAAACGCCUCAUUUUUCCAGCUUGCCUGCUGGAUUUGGCACCGACUCGUCGUAUCCUCCGAUGCCCGGCAGUACUCGCAUCACAGCCUCACAGCCAAGACCAUCAGCAGCAGGAGCAGCAGCAGUGGGGGCUGCACCAUCGACAACUGUCUCUCCUCCAAGACCCUAUCGGCCAACGGCACCGCCUCUCCCACCUCUGCCACCUGGCGCUCUCGAAAAGGAGCAGCAGCGUUUGAGGCGGCAGUCGGCUUCCCACUCACCGUCCUCGCCCUCUGCGAUAUCGUCGGGUCUCAAACCGGGUCAGCUCGUCCAUGCUCCCACUCCACCGCCGCCAUCAUCAUCAUCGCAUCCCUUUGUCGGCGGAUUUGCAUCCUCACACCAGCAGCGUACGAGCGCACCUGUCUCUGCGCCUCGCCCUCCUCCACCUCCUCCCUCCAUGCCGACGCCAUCGUAUGGUCUGGCUAACAACAUGCAGGCCAUGUCGAUCCACUCCAACACGCAGGCACCCUCUUCGUCGUCGUUGUCUUCGGCAAGAAGAGCAAGCGCUAACGAUACCUACGCAUCGCACUCCGGACGAAGAACAUCCCAGCCUCAUCCCUUCUCCGCGUCGGCGUCCUCGUCCUCUUCCAACCCGCCCAGUCUAUCCGCGCCCCUCCCAGAUAUGAACUCUCUGGCAACGCAGCGAGACAGGGCUCGGGACGAUAAAUCACUCGUGUCGUGGGCAAAACAGAUCCUCAAGUACGUCGAGCGCAACUUUUCAGAUGGCACCAAGAUCAGCGAACCCAAUCUGGUCAAGUGGACCGACGAAGCCAUCUCCAUCAUCACUCGCAACGCCUCGUCACCGCGACCAGAGGUGGAAGCACUGUACAUUCGCGGCGAUCUGCAAGCAUCCGGCGCGUUCCCCACGUAUCUCGCCAAGAAUCUCAAGGAGGCAUUCAACGACUUUGAGCUCUCGGCGCGAAUGGGCUGGGCGCCCAGCUGGUUCCGCAUCGGACGCGACUACGAGGUGCUCGGCGAUCUGGAUCGUGCAAGAGACGUCUACGAGCGAGGUGUGCACGCUGGCGAUGUUGGAUGCAUCUAUCGCAUGGGUAUGUCCAAUCUGUUGGGCCAGCUCGAGCUGCCCGUCAACUAUGCUCGAGCUGUCGCCAUGCUGGGCGAUGCCGCUGACAAGGCGGACCUCGACACUCCACAACCAGCUUAUAUCUAUGGCAUGCUGCUUGCCGGCGAGUUCUCACACGUCGACAUUCCAUCGCAUCUGCUUCGAUCGCCCAAUACCUCGGUGGCCUCGCUGGAAGCGGAAGCGCGACGACGCAUUCAACGCGCGGCGUACCUCAACUUUGCUCCUGCACAGUACAAAUGCGGAUGGCUCUUCGAAUACGCACAACUUGGAUGUGCCUUUGACCCACUGCUCAGCGUGCAGUACUACAGCUUGGCAUCGCAGGGCGGAGAGAUUGAAGCGGACAUGGCUCUAUCGAAAUGGUUCCUCUGCGGUGCCGAGUCGUACUUUGACAAGAACGAGACGUUGGCGUAUACGUUUGCGGACAAAGCAGCUCGCAGGGGGCUUGCUUCUGCCGAAUUUGCGCUGGGUUACUAUCACGAGGUCGGCGUUGGUACGGCGCCGAAUGUGGAUCUGGCGAGGAAAUGGUACAACAAGGCAGCGGCCAAGGACAACGCCGACGCCAAGGAGAGGUUGCAGGCGCUGCAGGGUCCGCAAGCUCUGGGACUCUCGCGAAAGCAACACGAGGCUGUGAUGGACGACAAACUGGUUCGCAAACGUACACAGGCCAAGAUGCUGUCCGACCGCGAAGGACGCAGUCCCAUGGUGGAGCAUGAUCAGUACAACGGCAGCAGUAGCAACGGAGGUACUAACAACGGGCAACGGAGACCAAGCGGUCCGGCUGCUGCAUCCAAUAACAACAUCGCCCGACCAACUGCGACGGGGAACAAGAACAAUCACCUUGAGCUGUCGCGGAAAAAGACGAUGAAGAUGGUCGAAGAGACGGCCGCUGGACGCAGACGGCCCAACUACGGCUCUACUUCUGCCCAACAACCAGCCAUGCCGAGCGCUCCCGUCGCUGUCCCCCCUGCUCAACCUCGACCGGUAGCUCCAACGGGUGCUGUGCCUCCAACACACGCCGGCCGCCUCGCUUCCGGCACACAGGGUUCUUCCCAACCAGGCCGCCACGGCCCAGGGCAAACUCUCAACCACAGUGCACCUGCCUCGUCGGCUCCGUCGUCACACUCUGCGUCUCAGCCACCGUCGACUUCGAAUACUACGGCAUCGACCAGCUCGGACGAUUCCAAGAAGCCGUACAACACGUUUGCAGAGAUGGGAUUCGCGCCGCAGAAGCCCAAGAAGGAGGAAUGCAUCGUCUCCUAG